Messenger RNA from Aspergillus ochraceoroseus IBT 24754, 2155 nucleotides. RefSeq names its product bZIP transcription factor. The transcript is spliced from 2 exons. The record is from RefSeq and is a predicted model, not a curated record. Gene Ontology annotation, molecular function: DNA-binding transcription factor activity. Gene Ontology annotation, biological process: regulation of DNA-templated transcription. The coding region runs from base 330 to 1997 and encodes 555 amino acids. NCBI's taxonomy places the organism in Eukaryota, Fungi, Ascomycota, Eurotiomycetes, Eurotiales, Aspergillaceae.
AUCGUCAUCCGAAAAGUCUCCUCUUCACCACCCAUCAUCUUCUUGGCUUUCAACAGCUUCUCCUGUUUCAUACUCUGCCCUUUGCUCUGAUAAGACUCUUGCUCAACUUGUUCAGGAAAGGUUCAGAUUCUUCCUCUUUUCUACUUUCUCUUAACCUCUCUCCUUCUCUCUCACGCUCCCUACAACUUUAAGCUUCCCCGAUGCUUAUCUCCCGCUAAUCGAAGCUCCCUGUGGCCAUCACACCACUUCCCAAAAACCAUCGAUUCUGUCCUCUUCCUGCCACGAAAUUGAAUGGCCAUUGCGAACCGACAGCCCGCGCGAGUGAGGCAAUGGCUACCCGCCUGCCUCCUCUCUCCGAUCCCGUGCCCUCUCCGGCUCUCGAACCAUCGCGAUUCUCGUCCUCAGCACCCGCCGUCUCGCAACCGCCGGCCGCCAAUGCGCCAGCCUUGAAUGACUCGGGAUUCGUGAAGCUGGAGGACCCCCCGACUCCCCUAGGUAUGACAUGUGCCUCUGCGGACGCAGGAGCACUGCUAACUCCGGGUGAUAUGAGUAACAAUGCUGGACCUCCGGCGACAACUGCCGCGGGCCGAAAACGCAAACCGAACAGCACGUCGGCACGAGGCGUCGCGAAUCUCACCCCCGAGCAACUGGCGAAGAAACGGGCCAACGAUCGCCAAGCUCAGCGGGCCAUCCGCGAAAGAACUAAGACUCAUAUCGAGUCCCUGGAGGAACGGGUGCGCGAGCUGUCGUCGCAAAAGCCGUUUUUGGAUCUCCAGGCUGCCCUGAAACAGAAUGAGGCUAUCCAGGCGGAAAAUCGGGAGCUCCGACAAGGGCUCAAGGCGAUCAUGGAUAUUAUACAACCAUUGAUGGGGAAGCAGGAGGCAUUAUCGAACGAUCCUUCGACGACAGUUCCCGCUGCCGCUGCCGCCGCCGCCUCCCUCAUGCCUUCAACGUCACCUUUUAUGGAGAACAAUGCUUUCGCGGCUAACACCCAGAGGGCAUCAACGAUGGAGCGCUCGUACACUGAGUCUAUUGCGAGCGUGGAGACACCCUCUUCUACCCAUUCAGCACCCACACUAGGUUCCCGCCGUGAUAGUGCGAGUGGAAACCAUGCUUCACUCCGGGUUGCAUUCGAUUACCAACGGCACAACUUGACCCAUGGGUUGGAUUUCGGGGGGGACGAGAGGAUGGGCUUUAAUUUUUUGCUCGAUCCAACGCAACAAGUUCCCAAGAUGGAGGGGGCCCGUCGUACAUUGGAUAUUUGCAGAUCACAGCCCAGCGCUGCACCAGCAUACAACACACUGCCGCCACUUGGUUCCAUCAUGGAUCAAACCUUGCCGGCCUACAUGACACCGGUUCGGAAUAUCGCUCCCACAUGCACUCUGGAUGCCAUUCUCCUCGACUUUCUCCAGAACCGACAACGGGAAGCGGCCAAGGGUGUUCCAAAACAAAAGCUGGUUGGCCCUGCAUAUCCUAGUGUUUCAUCCCUCCUCAACCCGGAGAAAAGUAUAUAUUCCCAUCCGCUCUCAAAAGUAUUCACCGACAUUUUGCGCACGUUCCCUGAUAUUUCAUCCCUUCCGGAGCAAGUCGCCGUUCUGUAUGCCAUGUUCCUCCUCAUGCGGUGGCAGAUAUUCCCGAACUUGGAGAAUUACAGCCGACUGCCUGACUGGCUAACUCCGCGGCCAUCGCAACUCCUCACACCACACCCUGCAUGGAUUGAUUACCUUCCUUGGCCGCGCAUGCGGGACCGCCUCGUCCUCUCAUACCCAGAAUAUCCGUUUGAGAACUGGUUUAUUCCAUUUACCAGCACACUGUCAGUCAAUUGGCCAUAUGAGGCCACAGACUGUCUCCUAUCGACUGGUGACAGUGAUGACUUGAUUAUCAAUCCUGUCUUUGAGAGGCACUUUUCCGAUAUCAACAACUGGUCACUCGGGCCAGAAUUCGCCGAAACAUACCCCCAAUUGGUCGAAACCACUAAAAUUAACCCCUCCCCUUAAUUCAAAUUUCCUUUUUGCCUCGUUCCGCGAAAGCAUUUCUACUCCCAUAUUUACACAUUCCAUAUGCCAUUCAAUCUGCUUUGAAGGCUUUCAAGACACGUACAGUUGGCUAUACUACGCGAAGAGAUAAUAUUUAUUAUUGAUAUCAUAUUCUGGAG